UCCACCCCUUCUUCCUUUUCCGGUCCUGGCGGACGCCGCUUCGGUUGGAUUCUCGGCUCCGGGCCCCGGUGUGGGAGGCGACCGUAGUCAUGGCGAUGUUUGAGCAGAUGAGAGCGAACGUUGGCAAGUUGCUCAAGGGUAUCGACAGGUACAAUCCUGAGAAUCUGGCCACGCUGGAGCGGUACGUGGAGACACAGGCCAAGGAGAAUGCCUAUGAUCUGGAAGCCAACCUGGCCGUCCUGAAGCUGUACCAGUUCAACCCAGCCUUCUUUCAAACCACGGUGACCGCCCAGAUACUGCUAAAGGCCCUCACCAACCUGCCCCACACCGACUUCACACUGUGCAAGUGCAUGAUCGACCAGGCACAUCAAGAAGAACGACCAAUCCGACAGAUCUUAUACCUCGGGGACCUGCUGGAGACCUGCCACUUCCAGGCCUUCUGGCAAGCCCUGGAUGAAAAUAUGGACCUCCUGGAAGGUAUAACUGGCUUUGAAGACUCCGUCCGAAAAUUUAUCUGCCAUGUUGUGGGCAUCACUUACCAGCACAUUGAUCGCUGGCUACUGGCCGAGAUGCUCGGGGAUCUGACCGACAGCCAGCUAAAGGUGUGGAUGAGCAAAUAUGGCUGGAGCGCUGAUGAGUCGGGCCAGAUCUUUAUCUGUAGCCAGGAGGAGAGCAUCAAGCCCAAGAACAUCGUGGAGAAGAUCGACUUUGACAGUGUGUCCAGCAUCAUGGCCUCCUCACAGUAACUCGGCAGGCGCUUAAUAAAGAUUUAUUGACUUCUCA
Messenger RNA from Panthera uncia (snow leopard), 783 nucleotides. RefSeq names its product eukaryotic translation initiation factor 3 subunit K (gene EIF3K). NCBI's taxonomy places the organism in Eukaryota, Metazoa, Chordata, Mammalia, Carnivora, Felidae. The coding region runs from base 90 to 746 and encodes 218 amino acids. Gene Ontology annotation, molecular function: ribosome binding; translation initiation factor activity. Gene Ontology annotation, biological process: regulation of translational initiation. The record is from RefSeq and is a predicted model, not a curated record. Gene Ontology annotation, cellular component: cytoplasm; eukaryotic translation initiation factor 3 complex. The transcript is spliced from 8 exons.